CCUGGCCGCGCCCCUGCGGAGCGCCGCGCCGAGCAGCAGCUGAGACUCUCGCUCGCUCGUUGGGCGGCAGCGCGGGCACCGGGCCGACCAUGGCGGGCAUCGCGGUCAAGCUGGCGAGGGACCGGGAGGCGGCCGAGGGGCUGGGCUCGCACGAGAGGGCCGUCAAGUACCUCAACCAGGACUACGCGGCGCUGCGGGACGAGUGCCUGGAGGCCGGGGCGCUCUUCCAGGACCCGUCCUUCCCGGCCCUCCCGUCUUCCCUGGGCUUCAAGGAGUUGGGACCCUACUCCAGCAAGACCCGGGGCAUCGAGUGGAAGCGGCCCACGGAGAUCUGCGAUGAUCCCCAAUUUAUUACUGGAGGAGCCACUCGCACAGACAUCUGCCAAGGAGCCCUGGGUGACUGCUGGCUGCUGGCAGCCAUUGCCUCCCUCACCUUGAAUGAAGAAAUCCUGGCUCGAGUCGUCCCCUCGGACCAGAGCUUCCAGGAGAACUACGCGGGGAUCUUCCACUUCCAGUUCUGGCAGUACGGCGAAUGGGUGGAGGUGGUGGUGGACGACAGGCUGCCCUCCAAGGACGGGGAGCUGCUCUUCGUGCACUCGGCAGAGGGCAGCGAGUUCUGGAGCGCGCUGCUGGAGAAGGCCUACGCCAAGAUCAAUGGGUGUUACGAAGCCCUCUCGGGGGGUGCCACCACUGAGGGCUUCGAGGACUUCACCGGAGGCAUCGCCGAGUGGUAUGAGUUAAGGAAGGCCCCUCCCAACCUGUUCAGGAUCAUCCAGAAGGCUCUGCAGAAAGGCUCUCUCCUUGGCUGCUCCAUCGAUAUCACCAGUGCUGCAGACUCGGAGGCCAUCACCUUCCAGAAGCUGGUGAAGGGGCACGCGUACUCGGUCACUGGCGCCGAGGAGGUGGAAAGCAGAGGAAGCCUGCAGAAGCUGAUCCGCAUCCGGAAUCCCUGGGGAGAGGUGGAGUGGACCGGGCAGUGGAACGACAACUGCCCAAACUGGACCACUAUUGACCCAGAGGUGAGGGAAAGGCUGACCAGACGGCAUGAAGAUGGGGAAUUCUGGAUGUCUUUGAACGACUUCCUGAGGCACUAUUCCCGCCUGGAGAUCUGCAACCUGACCCCGGACACGCUGACCAGUGACACCUACAAGAAGUGGAAACUCACCAAGAUGGAUGGGAACUGGAGGCGGGGCUCCACCGCGGGCGGCUGCAGGAACUACCCGAAUACCUUCUGGAUGAACCCUCAGUACCUGAUCAAGUUGGAGGAGGAGGACGAGGACCAGGAGGACGGGGAGAACGGCUGCACCUUCCUGGUGGGUCUCAUCCAGAAGCACCGGCGGCGGCAGAGGAAGAUGGGCGAGGACAUGCACACGAUAGGCUUCGGCAUCUAUGAGAUUCCAGAGGAGUUGACAGGACAGACCAACAUCCACCUCAGCAAGAACUUCUUCCUGACGCACCGAGCGAGGGAGCGGUCGGACACCUUCAUCAACCUGCGGGAGGUGCUCAACCGCUUCAAGCUGCCCCCGGGGGAGUACAUCCUGGUGCCGUCCACCUUCGAGCCCAACAAGGACGGGGACUUCUGCAUCCGGGUCUUUUCCGAGAAGAAAGCUGACUACCAAGUCGUCGACGAUGAAAUCGAGGCCAACCUUGAAGAGAUUGAUGUCAGCGAGGACGACAUCGAUGAUGGAUUCAGGAGGCUGUUUGCCCAGUUGGCAGGGGAGGAUGCAGAGAUCUCCGCCUUUGAGUUGCAGACAAUCCUGAGAAGAGUUCUGGCAAAGCGCCAAGAUAUCAAGUCAGACGGCUUCAGCAUAGAGACCUGCAAGAUCAUGGUUGACAUGCUUGACUCGGAUGGGAGUGGCAAGCUGGGUCUGAAGGAGUUCUACGUUCUUUGGACCAAGAUUCAGAAAUACCAAAAAAUUUACCGGGAAAUCGACGUGGACAGGUCCGGAACCAUGAACUCCUAUGAGAUGCGGAAAGCAUUAGAAGAAGCAGUUUCCCUCCAAGGGCCCCAGCGGGUCGCAGGCAAAGCCAGUCUUCAGCAGACCCACACACCCUGCCCUCGUCCGCUCAGGUGCAGGGCUGGUCAGGCAGAAGUGGAUGUCCAGCUCCACCCUUGGGUUUCAGGAUGCCCUGUCAGCUCCACCAAGUCAUCGUUGCUCGGUUCGCAGAUGACCAGCUCAUCAUCGAUUUUGACAAUUUUGUUAGGUGUUUGGUUCGACUGGAAACACUAUUCAGGAUAUUUAAGCAGCUGGACCCCGAGGAUACUGGUAUGAUCCAGCUUGACCUUAUCUCUUGGCUGUGUUUUUCAGUACUUUGAAGUUAUAACUAAUCUGCCUGAAGACUUCUCAUGAAAGAAAAUCAGCCAAGGACUAAGCCUCCACAGAGAAACUUUUUAUCUGGAUCUUGAAAUUAUGGGAACAUUUACUUAAACUGACGAUUAGAGCUGAAAAUGAUGAUACUACCUACUUGAGAAAGCAGAACUUUCAGAUAUCAAAGUAUAUUAUUUUAGUAUAAUCGUACUAAAUGCAAGU
Molecule: messenger RNA, 2531 nt
Organism: Physeter macrocephalus (sperm whale)
Lineage: Eukaryota; Metazoa; Chordata; Mammalia; Artiodactyla; Physeteridae
Gene: CAPN2
Product: calpain 2
Exons: 22
Coding region: 90-2273 (727 amino acids)
Biological process (GO): proteolysis
Cellular component (GO): cytoplasm
Molecular function (GO): calcium ion binding; calcium-dependent cysteine-type endopeptidase activity
Source: RefSeq, a predicted model, not a curated record